Messenger RNA from Trichechus manatus latirostris (Florida manatee), 10007 nucleotides. It is a transcript of the gene IRAK3, whose product is annotated as interleukin 1 receptor associated kinase 3. Gene Ontology annotation, biological process: negative regulation of MAP kinase activity; negative regulation of tumor necrosis factor production; cellular response to lipopolysaccharide. Gene Ontology annotation, cellular component: cytoplasm; nucleus; plasma membrane. The record is from RefSeq and is a predicted model, not a curated record. Bases 74 to 1822 code for a protein of 582 amino acids. NCBI's taxonomy places the organism in Eukaryota, Metazoa, Chordata, Mammalia, Sirenia, Trichechidae. The transcript is spliced from 12 exons. Gene Ontology annotation, molecular function: ATP binding; protein binding; protein kinase activity.
AGCUCGCGGGGGUGGAGGGAGACUGGGCUUCGCAUCCCUCCUCUGCCUUUCCCUGGUCUUCGGCAGCCUAGCCAUGGCCUGGGCGGCGGCGCGGAUCGGCGGGGCCCGCGGCGCGCUCUCGGCACGCACGUUGCUGUUCGACCUGCCGCCCACCUUGCUAGGCGAGCUUUGCGCGAUCCUGGACAGCUGCGACGGCGCGCUGGGCUGGCGCGGCCUCGCGGAGCGGCUUUCAAGCAGCUGGCUGGAUGUUCGUCACAUUGAAAAAUAUGUGGAACAAGGUAAAAGUGGAACAAGAGAAUUGCUUUGGUCCUGGGCACAGAAAAACAAGACCAUCGGUGACCUUUUACAGAUUCUUCAGGAGAUGGGUCAUCAUCGAGCUAUCCAUUUAAUCACAAACCAUGGAGCAGCCUUGAAUCCUUCAGAGCAGAGUCAUCAGGGAGAUGAAUUUCCAAACAUAUCAUCCAAGGAAACAGCAACUGUUACAGUGGAUAAUGUUCUAAUUCCUCAACGUAAUGAAAAAGGAAUGUUACACAGAUCCUCCGUCAGCUUUCAGAACAUCAUAGAAGGAACCAAAAAUUUCCACAAAGACUUCCUAAUAGGAGCAGGGGAGAUGUUUGAGGUAUACAGAGUGGAGAUUCAAAACCGAGCAUAUGCCAUUAAAUUAUUUAAGCAGGAGAAAAAAAUGCAAUGUAAGAAACAGUGGAAGAAGUUUUUAUCUGAGCUUGAGGUUUUAUUACUGUUUCAUCAUCCAAACAUACUGGAGUUGGCUGCGUAUUUUACAGAGACUGAGAAGUUCUGUCUGGUUUAUCCAUAUAUGAGAAAUGGAUCACUUUUUGACAGAUUACAGUGUGUGGGUAAAACGGCCCCACUCUCUUGGCACAUUCGAAUCAGCAUACUAAUUGGAACAUCCAAAGCUAUUCGGUACUUGCACAACAUUGAACCAUGCUCAGUCAUCUGUGGAAGUAUAUCAAGUGCAAACAUACUUUUGGAUGAUCAGUUUCAACCCAAACUAACUGAUUUCGCCAUGGCACACUUCCGACCCCACCUAGAACACCAGAGUUCUACCAUAAACAUGACCAGCAGUAACAGUAAACAUCUGUGGUACAUGCCAGAAGAGUAUAUCAGACAGAGCAAACUUUCCAUUAAAACAGACGUCUACAGCUUUGGAAUCGUGAUAAUGGAAGUUCUGACAGGUUGUAAAGUGGUGUUAGAAGAUCCAAAACAUAUCCAGCUGAGGGAUCUCCUUAUGGAACUGAUGGAGAAGAGAGGCCUUGAUUCGUGUCUUUCAUUUUUAGAUAAGAAAGUAAAUCCGUGUCCUCGGAAUUUCUCCGCCAAGCUAUUCUCCUUGGCAGGCCAGUGUACUGCAACGAAGGCCAAGUUAAGGCCACUGAUGGAUGAAGUCCUACAUACUCUUGAAAGUACUCAAGCCAGCUUAUAUUUUGCGGAAGACCCUCCUACAUCACUAAAGUCCUUCCGGUGUCCUUCGCCCCUUUUCUUGGAUAACGUACCAAGUAUUCCAGUGGAAGAUGAUGAAAACCAGAAUAUUCGUUCGCUGCCUCAUGAUAAAGACUUGAAAGAAGAUAGAAAGACUCAGAAAGUUCCUUUUGAAUGCAGCCAGUCUGAGGUUACAUUUCUAGGCUUUGACAGAAAGGCAGGGAGUAAGAUAAAUGAGGAUGCUUGCAACAUGCCUAGUUCUUCUUGUAAAGAAAGUUGGUCCCCAAAGCAUGAAGCGCCGUCCCAGGACUUAGGGGCCUAUGAUAUGAAUAUGGAUACUUCUUCAGAGGCUGCCAGCGAUACUCAUGGGAACAGGCUAGUGGAGUAGAGCUAUUCCUUUGAAUUUUCCUGGAAUGAAUGUAAACAGUAGAAAAAGAACUCAAUUUCACUAGAAGAUAAAGGAAAAAGCAAUGCUGAGUCACCUGUCUAUAGGUAUCGUCUUGGGCAGGCAUUGCCUCCAUAGGUAAUGCCAAGACGAUGAUUUGAUGGUGAGUUUGGGUGGUGCAGACAAGCAGUCUAGACAAUGCCACUCUUUCCUUCCCAGCCCCCAAAACAGAGUGACUUAAAAAAUAGUUUCACCAGGAUAAUUGCCUCAUGAUCAAACCCAAGCUAAAUUAUGGAGGAAACAAUAAGAGCCAUUUAAAAUCACUUGAGAUCGUGAGCUCUGACUUCAGACACACAAAACACUCAAAACCUACCAAAAAGGGACUGAAUUCUAAUGUCUUCUUCUAGCCAGUCAUCAAUGUCAGUUUCUUUUCUGCUAAUAGGUUCUGUUGGAUUUGAUUAUUUGGUUUUUCUUGCUUGCAAAGGUUGUAGGGAAUGUCUUAAUUUAUGAAUAUUAAUAGAUGCCUUUUAAAAGAAUUACCAUUUUGCUUAUUUUGACUGGUCCUUAGUAUUUUUCUGGUCAUCUGUGUCAUAGGCAGGCUUACCCUUGGCUAUGGCAUGUUCUGCCAGAAAGGGAAUUCCUGCCCAAGAUCUGUAUUUUUAUAUUUAAACUCUCAGGACAGUUCAUCACAUGUAAUACAAAUGUCAACUAUUACUAUAAAUUUUUACAAACUUAGAGACUUAUUAUAGCCUGAAUGUAUAGAUUUGUUUUUUUUAAUUGAGUAAUUUUUUGCCCCUGAAAAAAUGGCUGGUCACAAGGUUGGCUUUCAGUUUAGUUCUCCACCUUCUAGCACUGUGCCUUUUUACCCUGUGGUUUCCUGGAGGGUUUCCCUUUGGAAAUUCUACUCAACCCUUCAGAUAUGCUGCAUACCCAGAAAGCUGCCCUGAUCUCUCCAGCCAGAAGUACUAACUUUAUAAGUAUUUCUAUACAAUUUUUUUUUUUAUUCCUGUUUUACAUUUGUCACUUUCUGAAUUGUAUCAAAGUUAACUGUGUCAUCUUCUCUCUCUUAACAGAGUGUAAACUUCCUGUAUUGGUUUCCUGUUACUGCUGUAACAAAUUACCACAAGCUUAGUGGCUUAAAAUAUCAUAAAUUCAUUAUUUUACAUUCUGGAAGUCCUUGGCAUUCCUUCUGGAGGCUCUAGUGAGAAUCUGUUUCCUUGCCUUUUCUAACUUCUAGAGACAACCUUAAUUCCUUGGCUCAUGACAUCUUCCUUUGUCUUCAGACUCAGCAGCAUAGCAUCUUCAAAUCAAUCAGUCUCUCUCUGUCUGUCUUUCUCUCUCUGACCUCUUAUAUCUCUUUCACUCUUACCCUCUGCCUCCCUCCUAUAAGGAUCCCUAUGGUUGCAUUGGUGGCACAGUGGUUAAGAGCUAUGGCUGCUAACCAAAAGGUCAGCAGUUGGAAUCCACCAGGCGUUCCUUGGAAACCGUAUGGGGCAGUUAGUUCUACUCUGUCCUAUAGGGUUGCUAGGAGUUGGAAUCGACUUGACAGCAAUGGCUUUGGUUUUGUGUUUUAUGGUUGCUUUGGGCCUACAUAGAUAAUCCGGGAUAAUCCCCCAUCUCAAAAAUACUUAACCAAAUCUGCAAAUUCUCGUUUCUCAUAUGAGGUAACAUAUUCGCAGGUACCAGGGAUUAGGAAGUGGACUUCUUUGGAGGGUCAUUAUUCUGCCUUCCACACUCCCUGAGUGUGUAAGGAGCAUCUCUUCAGGGCCUAGCAUAGUAUCCUACACAGAGCAGGUGCUUCCAUAUAAGUUAAAUUGAAUUAAAUUAUCUCCACAAACCCACAUAGUAAAAAAUGCAGCUAUAAUAAAUAUUGCUGAGUAACUUAACAAAGUGGGGAUAGUGACUAUCUUUGUGAUAAUGAAUGGAGAAAGUCCAAAAAGAGAGAAAAAAAAAAAAACAUUUCCAGAAGAUUUAUGGAAUCUUCCUCUACAGGAAGUUUGUAGUAAGAGGGUAGGCCUCUAGAUUUCUGUGCAUCAGAGGAAUAGACUCACACCUUUUCUUUUUGGUGAGUCAGUAACUGACAAUCAUAGAUUGGAGUCCAGGUUCAAGAAUAACCAAUCAAAUAAGAAAACCAGGAGUCAGGGUCAAGUUAACAGAGACAAGGUCAGAAACAUGGAGCUAGAAUUCUGGGAAAAAAAGAUCCCAGGGCAGGAAGUAAGGUUAAAAGCACAAUAAGACUUAGUCUGAUUAACAGGUCUAGUAAAAUCCCCAGGUAAACAGCUGGGAGAAGCCACACUCACACUUAUCUGCAGAGUGCCUGGCUGCCCAGUGCUGUCUUCCCACAGAUCAUGGCAUACAUGUUCCCCAAUGCUCCCAAACUGCCCAUAUGUUAAAAUUAAUAGGGGGAAAAUGUUGGACAAGACUUCAUAUGAUUUUAACUUUUGUGACCUUAGUUUGGCAACUCUUGAUUAUACAUGUUAAUGAAAGGAAGCAGUAAAAGUCUUUGGCCUUUGGCUUUAUAUUUUGCAAACCAUUUUGAGGCUGGUUUUGCUGAUCUUAGAGAUACAGUCUGAAAGAGUAUCCUGGCUGACUUGGGGAAAUUAGUCUAGAAUCUUGUGAAAACCAAAAAACUAAAAUCGUUGCCAUCUAGUCAAUUCCGACUCAUAGUGACCCUAUAGGACAGAGUCGAACUGCCCGUACGAUUUCCAAGGAGCAGCUGGUGGAUUCUAGAACAGCCGACCUUUUGGUUUGCAGCCGACCUCUUUACUACUUCACCACCAGGGCUCCAGAAUCCUGUGAAGUUGCCGCUAAUAUCUUACAAAAGAGAUCAGCAAGAAUUGAUUCAAUGUUAAACUCUUUUUCACUUUGAAUCUGGACCCAACCAGUACCUUCAAUGAAGGGUCAUUAAGGAAGCUCUUACUUUUCUUUGACUUUGUUGGAAAGAAAUUUGCCUUUUUAAUAGGUUCCCAGGUGAAGCUGAUACUGCUGAUGUGGGGCUUUCACUUUGAGAACCACUUCCUUAGAGUGUUCUCAGAUUGGUACAGAUCAGGGCACUCUACCUUUCCAUCUAGGUUGUGUGUUUUUGAGAAAAGAAUCAUUUCUUUUAAUUAUUUUAUAUUCAUCCUAUUAUCUAGGAUGUUGCUUAACAUAGAGUAGGAGCUUGUUAUGGAUUGAAUUUUGAAUUAUGUCCUCCCAAAAUAUGUGUUGUAAAUCCUAACCUCUAUGCCUGUGGUUAUCCCAUUUGGGAAUGUGUUAUCUUUGUUAUGUUAACGAGGCAAGAUUAGUAUAGGGAGUAUUUGAGUCAUUCUCUUCUGAGAUAUAAAAAGACAUUAAACAAACAAGCAAGCAGAAGAAGAAGAGAUGAGGGAAGAGAGAUGCUAAGCCACAUGAAGACUGCCCAGGAGCAGAAGCUCAAAAGAGACAAGGACUUUCCUCCAGAGCCGACAGAGAAAACCUUUCCCAGGAGUCCGCACCCUGGCUUCAGACUUCUAGCCUCCUAAACUGUGAGAAAAUUAAAUUCUGCUCGUUAAAGCCAUCUGCUGUGGUAUUUCUGUUACAGCAGCACUAGAUAACUAAGACAAGGCUCUGGAAAUAUUGUUGACCGAUGAUCUUAUCGACCAGAUCACCUUGCUAGGAUCUAUUUGGACAACUUAAAGACCAAGUCAUACUAGCUGGCAGUGACCUGAUUAAUGAUAUGGUGAGCAGAUGCCACUAUGCCUGGAAAUACCAGAAUCUUCUGCUGAGUGAUCUAAUCCUCCUGACCAGACUUGCCUUCUAGUGGGUGCUUUAAUAAAUGUUAAUUGAUAGGAAUUAAGUCUUAUAUACUACUAUAGGUAAUAGAAGGAUAUCUCCAUGGUUUUAUGAUGUGAAGACUAAAACACAAGAAAAAACUAAGAAUAAGCCUCUGAGUAUUCCCUCUGAUCAGUAAAUACGAAUUAGUAAAGAAUUUCACUCAUCUUCAUCCUUAUAACAUACCAUGGGCAAUCCUCCUGGCAGAUCCUAAUUAUUAUGCUGUUAGGGUUUUUGUCCCAUUUUAUAAUGCCCCAAAACAUGGAGAAAAUAUUGGUUUUUAAAAUAAGUAUGGGAUUUCUGACAUAAUCAAUUUUAUUGACUUCUUGAGAGCCGUUGUAAUGAUAUGUGACUCGCUGCAUAAUAGUGGAGUUUUAUGAGGUGGUACAUCAGCCUGUAUAAAACAACUUCAUGACCUGAUGUGAGAUUAUAUAGGAAGUGAGGCUUAUUAAGAAUAGCAUUUACUAAGCAUCUACUAUAAUUACAAAGGAGCCCUGGUUGCACAACGGUUAAAUUCUCAGCUGCUGACCAAAACGUUGGUGGUUUGAACCUACCCAGAGGCUUUGCAGACGAAAGACCUGGAAGUCUGCUCCCAUAAAUAUUACAGCCUAGAAAACCCUAUGGGGUAGUUCUACUCUGUCACAUAAGGUCACUGUGAGUCAAAAUCAACUCAGUGUCACCUUACAAAAACAAUACUAGAAUCAAGCCACUUGUGUUAGGUACCAGGGUAACAAACCAAAAAAACCCAUUGCCAUUGAGUUGAUUCUGACUCAUUGCAACCCUAUAGGACAAGGUAGAACUGCCUCAUAGAGUUUCCAAGGAGUGGCUGGUAGAUUUGAACUGCUGACUUUUUGGUUAACAGCUGAGCUCUUAACCACUACUCCACCAGGGCUCCAUACAAAGGUAACAAGAAAGGGGCAAACCAUUUAGUAAGGGAAAAAAGGCAUAUGCCUAAGUUAACAGUUUGGUGUCAUCUGUCAUUUGAACCACAACUCAAUGGAACUGAAAGUGCUGAAAGAGCAAGGAGGAGGCGGAGAUUACUGUGCACUUUAGAGAGGGUAAGGAAGUCUUCUUAGAGAUGGCUUCUUGGAAAGAGAAAUAGAAAGGAGCCCUGAAGAAGCACUCCAGGAUAGUUAUCCAGGCAACUGAGGGCCCACAGCUCUCCCAGAGCCCUGCACAACCCAGUGUCUGGGGUGAAGGAGAAGGUAACUAUGUCAGGAACUUUGUGUAUUUUUUUUCCCGUUUAAAGCUCAAAACUACCCUGAAGAUAUGAGUCCCAUUUUAUAGGUGAGGAAACUGACUCAAGGAGGUUAAGUAACUUGUCUAAGGUCCUCCCAGGAUCUGGAGGAGUCAGGAUUUGAACACACAUCUGUUGACUUCAAAGCCCUUGCUCUUUCUUGUACUCUACGUUGCACAAAAAAGCCCCUGUAUGUGCAAACUCCUAUGAAAAGGGAUGUGAAAAGUCAUUUGCUAAUUCCACAUACAUUCAUUAGACACACGGGUCUCCCCAUGUCUUCUGCAUUUUUCACCAUCCCACUACUCUGCUACUAGCACCCACGUCUGCAGUCAUUUGAUGUGAAUUAAAUGAAUUUAUUCAUUCACUGAAUAAAUACUUAUCAAUGGCCUCCCUUGUGUCAGGCACUGUUCUAGGACUGGGGAUACAGUGAAGAUCAACAAAAAUUCCUGCCCUCAUGCUCCUUACAUUUGAGUGAAUAAAUGAAUGAGUGAAUAGGAAGAACCCUGGGAGAGAUUUAAUCCCAAUUCUAACACGAACUGGCUCCUGUCCCUGGGCCCUGCUGCAGUGUGCUCUCGGAGUGUUCUCUGGAUGUGGGGUCCAGCUUUUCUCGGCCCGUUCUUUGGAAUGGGUCCAGAGACGUUUUCUCCUCAUCCUGUUGUGAUGACGCCGUGGUGGCCUGUGGCGUUGCUAUUCACCUGAACUAACUAGUCUAUGGCGUGCUGUGUGCUCAUCGUGAUGGAAACUUCAGCAAGUUUCUAAGGAAUCUGAAGCACCUACAUGCAGCUCACCUCACUAUCACACUGCACUGGAAUUUGCCUGUUGACUUGUCUCUUCUCCACAAAGCUGAACGUUUCUUAAGGGCAGAGGCUAUGUCCUGCUCAUGUUUACAUCCCCAGUACCUGGCACAUCAUAUGGCCCAAUACGUACUUGUCGAGUGAGUGAAUCAAAUUGUCUUCAAAAUUAUUGAUAGAUAGUACAUCAAGACUAUCGUCUAGAUUGCACCCAAAGGUUGUCUUUCUAAUAUUCAGAUACUCAUCAAUCAUUUGCUUAAAUGGUUCUGUGUCACCAUUCUUGGACAGAAAUAAUUAAUUUUAAACAUUAAUAUAUGAGAUAGCUUUGAAAAGAAUUAGACAUAGUAUAAAUUGCUUAUAAAUUUGCUUCAGGUGGAAAAUAUUCCUAAAGCAGUGGAAAGGAGGAGUGUGCUGUCACAGUAUGGGGAGAGCAAUUAGAGUCACAUAACAAUAUAUGUAUAAAUUUUUGUAUGGGAAAAAAUUUUUAAAAAUUUAAGAAAAAAAUCCCUAAACCAUAUGUAAGCAAUGAUAAACCAACAUUUAGCAGGGAAUAAACUAAAAUGUCUGUUGUGUUUUGUUUCAGUCUUUUUGUCCUAAAUUAUUUAUGUGUAUUUGCUGGUUCAUGGACCUGACUUGCAAGUAUUUUACUGGGAGGUAUUUUUAGUCCAAAGAUCUGUACUGUCUACCAAACCUUCACUUACAGGCCUUCUUAUUGAGGUCAUCCACCUCAUCGCAAACUUUUGUGGUCCUCUCUAUAAAUAGCAAGAGAAUAUUUCCAGAGUCUUUCAUUGGCUCAUUAAUUUUAAAAUUUACUUACAGAUCAACAUGAAUUUGAAUCGGGUCGGGGAGGGGCAAGGAGGUAGGAAGAGCUCCCCUGUAGGAGAUUUCAGACUCAGUUAACUUUUAUGUGUCUAGUUCUGUGCUAGGUGCUUUCAUAUAUCACUUAAGCCUUAAACAACCUCUUGAGAUGGGUUUUAUGUGUGAGGCUUAAAGAAGUUGACUGUUGUCCUUCGCCACACAACUGAUAGAAUGGGAAUACAAACUGAAACUCUUCAUUCAAGUCCAGGAAAUAUUUGCCCUGAAAAGAGGUAACUUAAAAAUUAGAAGUAUCACCAAUUUGGAGAUAAAGACAGCUAAUCCAUGUGAAUGUUUAUCAUUUUAUUAUUAUUAUUAAUUUUGUCUGCCGAGGUUGGUAAAAAUUUAAACAGUUGACAAGAAUAUGGGCAAAUGAACUAGCUUUUGUGUUCGCUGUUGGCAGGAGUGAAAAUUGAUACAAUCUUUCUAGAAGGCAAUUUAUAUAAAAAAAUGUAAGGAGGAUACCCUUAACUAGCAAUUUAUUUAGGAAUUUAUCCCAAUGAAUAAAAAUUGCACAAAUUUGUCAACCUGAGCCCAAAGAUGCACUUCAUGAUGUUUAUUAUGUUAAAAAUUGGAAACAACCUAAAUAUUCAUUAAUAGAAGAUGGAAUAAAUGAGUUAUAGCACUUACAUACAAUUGAAUAGUAUGCAUCUGUCAUUAAAAAUUUUGUAGAUCUAUGUUUAUUGCUAUGGAAAUUUGUCCCUGAAAUAUUGCAGAUUACAGAAUAGCAUGUUUAAUAUAAGGCCAUUUAUAACAUUGGGUAUUUUAAAAUAAUAUAUGUUUGAUAGAUCUUCACCAAAAUGCUAAUGAUGUUUUUCUUCUGGUCUGUGGUAUUUGGGUGGUCUUUACUUUCUUUGUACUUUUAUGUAUGUGAAAGUUUUAUAAUAAGCAUAUAUCAUUUUUUAUUAUCAAAAAAGAAUAAAGCUAUUUUUAUUUUGAAAAAAAUGUCAUUCUCUACAUUUCUAUGUUUGCUUCGUUCUUUGCUGUCUACCUUAGAUGUGUCCUUGGUAAUGAUCUGCAACUAGUAAUAAUGCUUCUAUUCCAUUGCUCUUUAUUCCUUUUCAUAAAACUAAGUGACUGAAGCUACCAAAUGGAUUUGUCUGAUAUCCCUUGAGUAACAAGCUUUGAGAGGACAUACAAAAAAGCAAUCCAAGAGGCAAAAACCAGACAAGCUGAAAUACAGACAAGAAUGGCUCACAGUGCACACUGACAGUAUUUUGUAAUUAAGUAUUAGUUGAUUUUGGUAAAGUAGUAAAAACAAUUACCCUUAAUAUUUAUACUUAAAAAUCAGCACUUAAAGGAGUAACCCACAGUUAAAUUAGAAGAUCUUUGCGGGAGAUCAGUUUUUAGACCAUAAAGUAUCCAUUCACCAGAUUUGUGCCAGGAUCACUAGGAGUCAGAAUCAACUGCACGAGAAUGGAUUUUAUCAGUUUUUAGCCUACAUAAAAUUUUUGACUUGCUGAAUUUAGUAGACUCUGAACUGUAGUUAUCAGUUGGAAAAAAAAAACUUGCAACA